Molecule: messenger RNA, 2264 nt
Organism: Perca fluviatilis (European perch)
Lineage: Eukaryota; Metazoa; Chordata; Actinopteri; Perciformes; Percidae
Gene: asb8
Product: ankyrin repeat and SOCS box containing 8
Exons: 3
Coding region: 93-815 (240 amino acids)
Biological process (GO): intracellular signal transduction
Molecular function (GO): protein binding
Source: RefSeq, a predicted model, not a curated record
UGCACGGCUGAAUACGCACCAUUGCAGCAAUUCGCUCAUUUCCCCACGACAACGUGGAGGAUCUCAUUCGAAAGGGAGCUGAUGUGAACCGGAUGCAUGGCACACUUAAGCCCCUGCACUGUGCCUGUAUGGUCGCUGAUGCCGACUGUGUGGAGCUGCUAUUGGAGAAGGGCGCAGAGGUGAAUGCUUUGGAUGGGUACAACCGGACAGCACUGCACUAUGCAGCUGAGAAGGAUGAGAGCUGCGUGGAGCUGCUGUUGGAGUAUGGGGCCCAGCCAAACGCCCUGGAUGGCAACAAGGACACUCCACUUCACUGGGCCGCCUUCAAAGAUAACCCAGAGUGUGUGAGGGCACUGCUGGAGAGUGGGGCCUGUCCCAAUGCCAGGGACUACAACAAUGACACGCCUUUGAGCUGGGCAGCAAUGAAGGGCAACCUGGAGAGUGUCAAAGUGCUUUUAGACUAUGGAGCCCAGGUCCAUGUGACCAACCUGAAGGGACAGACCCCUAUCUCCCGACUGGUUGCCCUCUUGGCCCGGGGCCUGGGUACUGAACAGGAAGAGGAGUGCCUAGAGCUGCUUUGCCGGGCAGCAGGGCGGUUUGAGAUCCGACGGGCUGACGGCACCCUUCCCAGGGAGCUGAGUAAGGAUCCCCAGCUGCUGGCAAAGCUGACCAACAUGGUGGCUCAGGCUCCCACGCUUCGGUCUUUGGCACGCUGUGCUACCCGUCAGAGUCUUGGAGUCCAGUUCCUCCCCACUGCUGUGAAAGAGCUUCCUUUACCAGAGACUAUCAAAGACUAUUUACUGCUGAGAGACUGAGGUGAUGAAACCAUUGAAGAGCUCUCCGACCUCACUGGCUGGUUAAUAGACUGCUAAUCACACAGCAUUUAAUGGCAAGGACAUGUCUCCGUUGAAUUGUCUGGCAGUGGCCCUCAUUUAUCAAACCUUGCUGAAUACAGAUUUAUGCCCCAGGAGAGAUGUUCAACCCCCUCCAAGUCUUUUUAUUUUUUGGUGGUUGGACAACAUCUAAAUGAGCCGUAAAGAUUGGCAAAUUUGAUCAGUUUCAGUUGUAGGUAGAAGACUGCACCAGUCCAGGGUUUAUAUUGUUACAUAAACCGCUAAAGAGUAUGCACUUUUUGGUAACUCUGGUCUGGCCUGUUAAAAAUGUCUUUUCUCAGCCCACCCUGCAUGCAGUACAGAAAAGAAACUAUAACAUCAGGGUUGUUAGGCUUCAUCAUAGGAAUUGACCUACAUGAAGCUAGUUGUGUCCAAUCACCCAGCUGUUCACAAAGAGCCAGUGCAUCUUUGAAAUUUUAAGUGGGCUUAUUAUUAAUUUCUUGUAUGCAACAUUUACAAGUAUUUAAUAUCAAUACUUUUUAAAGAUUAAAUACAAUUAAAUAUGGUUUUGUCACAGAACAUGAGGAAGAUCCUAAAUAUUGAGUUUAGUGGUAAAACUAGUGUAUCCUCAUUGUAUGAUUAGAUUUAAAUUGAAUAUAGGUUUAUGAAUGAGGGCUAAUGUCUAAUGAUGCAGGUUGUUCUCUCAGAGGAUAUAGUUCCUGAAGUACUGCUCAGGAACAAAUGUUAUGUAGUGUUUGUAUGAUAGUUGGAGUGGCCAUCUUUCUCUCAACGACAUCCCAGUGAACUCACAAUGCAAUCAUUUUUGCAAUACCAAGAAAAACAAAAAACAAACGCAUACACUUGAACCGAACAGAAAAGAUUGUGCCAGAUGGGAACUGUUUUGUUUUUUAUGGAGAAGAAAGGAAAUGUUGCAGAAUAUUAUCAUUGGUUUCACAAAAUGUGCCAGGCACACUAAUCUAUGCCUCCAUCUAGCCCUCUGAAAAUGUUCCAUGCUGAUGAAAGUGAUGUCAACAUGCAGUUGCCAAGGAUGAAUACAUUUUUUUUGUUUUUACAAUGGUUCUUUUCAGUCUUAAUUGCAAACGUUUGGGUUUUCAAAGGUGCUCGCUGGUCCAAUGCUGUUGCAGCGUAUGUUUAAAAAUACUUUAUUUAAAAGGAAAUGUUUAAAUGUUAGAUCCAUGAAAUGGCAUGAUUGCAAUUUUUUUUUCCUUGAAAAAAUUAACUAAAUAAGCUUGCAAAAUGUAUUUACAUUUGUUAUGGCAUAUGUCUGGAAAUUGACUAUUUCUGUGCUUGAUUUUGUUUUUCUUGUUCUGCUGCUGUAUAAAAAGUAACCCCUUAGAUCACGUCUUGUGUACACCUGCAAAAGUGCUUUUUUCUUUGUCAAUGAAAGUAAAUGCCUUCAUAUUCCAUUCA